AAACCGGAAGACGGAAGGGAAUGAGUCUCCGGAGGAUCACGUGGUGUCGCUGACUUCUGAAAUGCUGGGGAGGGAUGGAGAAUAAAUCCGCUAUAACCCCUAAUAAGUCAGCGCUGACGGGCAGCGUGCGGAAGAUCAAAGACAACGCUGCGGACUGGCACAACCUGACGCUGAGGUGGGAGAGCUGCAAUGACACCGCGUUCAGCGCCGCCAGCAGGAUCGUCAACCUUAAAAUCAGCACCCUAUCACAUGAGAAGAUCUUACUAGAUGAUGCAGCGUCUGCUCCGGAGAACACAGCAAAGGAUAAAGAAGAACUGGAAAGACUGUGCUCAGAGUUACUGGACCUGCUGGAGAAAAUGCAAAAAAUUCAGCUGAAAAUGGAGAAGUUGACGUCCACAUUUAAAGGCGUUUGUGAUCUGGAAGCUUAUCAGUGCAGCCAUGAAAAUUCCAAGCCCGUACUUUUCCAUACAUGGCCUACAGCGCUAUUUUACAAGACCUCCUUAAAGAUGUCGGAAAUGUAUAAAAACGAAAUCUCCCUCAAGAAGACGAUUGUUGGAGAAAUAGCCCACACCUCGGACCAGGACUUGUUAUUGGUCUAUCUGUCCUGCUGGUUAUAUCAGCCGUACAUCGAUAAUAGUAUUAAAGUCUUACUAGAGGGCAUGCUGCUGGAGACUGGGCACCGGCCCCUAUGACUGAAGGUUCACACAUGGACCCGAAUUGCUUAAAGGGGUACUACCGUGGAAAACAAUUUUUUUAAAUCAACUGGUGCCAGAAAGUUAAACAGAUUUGUAAAUCACUUAUAUUAAAAAAUCUUAAUCCUUCCAGUA
Molecule: messenger RNA, 827 nt
Organism: Hyla sarda
Lineage: Eukaryota; Metazoa; Chordata; Amphibia; Anura; Hylidae
Gene: CINP
Product: cyclin dependent kinase 2 interacting protein
Exons: 5
Coding region: 75-692 (205 amino acids)
Source: RefSeq, a predicted model, not a curated record